UCGACAGCUCCGGAGUUUCCAGAGCUCAGUGAAGAAAAGAAAAAAAAAGAAAAAAAAAGAUGAGGAGCUGCUCUCUUCUGCCGAACAACGAAGAAAGACUUAAAGUUCAACAGAAAAGAAAGGAGCUCAGAUAAUCGACUGCGAUGAAAUGUGCGUCCAAAAGUGCGGGAUUGACUUUAAAAACAAAGCGAACUGCAAGCAUCCAGAGUUGAACACAGUGGACACCGCGCUCCCUGCUCAAGUCUGACCUCCAGUGUCGGCAGCUGGUAUUUUUUAGACAAUGAUCAACUCUCAGAUCCAGCUCCACUACAACUACACAGGAAAGCUGGCCAACCGGCCAAGCAUUGGCGCGAGCCCCGGCACUGUGGACACCAAAACCGUAGUUUUCCUCAUCGUUUGCAGCUUCAUCGUCUUGGAGAACCUCACAGUGCUUGUAGCCAUAUGGAGGAACCACAGGUUCCACAACCGCAUGUACUUCUUCAUCGCUAACCUGGCAAUGUGCGACCUGCUGGCUGGAGUCGCUUACCUGGUCAACCUGCUCCUGUCUGGAGAGAAGACCCUGCAGCUCUCACCUGCUCUCUGGUUUGUGAGAGAGGGGAGCAUGUUUGUAGCACUUGGAGCCUCCAUUUUCAGUCUCCUGGCUAUUGCUAUAGAGAGACACCUUACUAUGAUCAAAAUGAGGCCUUAUGAUGCGAACAAGAACUACAGGGUAUUUCUGCUCAUAGGGACCUGCUGGCUGAUUGCUAUAUCUCUUGGAGCUUUGCCUAUUCUGGGCUGGAACUGCCUGAAUAACCUCCCUGAUUGCUCCACAAUCCUCCCUCUUUACACCAAGAAAUAUGUUGCUUUCUGCAUCACGGUUUUCAUACUUUUGCUCUCAGCCAUAGCCAUCCUGUAUGCCCGCAUCUACAUCUUGGUCAAGUCCAGUAGCCGAAAGGUGAGCAAGCACAGCAGUUCAGAGCACGCCAUGUCCCUACUGCGCACUGUCAUCAUCGUAGUUGGAGUUUUCAUCGCCUGCUGGACUCCCCUCUUUGUCCUGCUCCUGGUGGAUGUAGCGUCCGAGCAGAGGUCCCCCAUUCUUUACGAAGCCCACUGGUUCAUUGGGCUGGCGGUGCUCAACUCUGCGAUGAACCCAGUCAUCUACACUCUGGCCAGCCGCGAGAUGAGGCGAGCUUUCCUGGGUCUGGUUUGCGGCUUUUGCUACAGGGCAAAGGCGUCUGUGAAUGGAAGCGGAAACAGACAGUCCCUGGAGCCCAGCCGCAGCAGGAGCAAGUCGUGGAGCAGCCAGAACCAGCAGGGCUCCAGGCAGUCAGAGCCGGAGAGAGGACAGGAGUCAGACAGGGGCCACGGAGAGGUUUCAGUGGUGGCUGGAGCAAGCAGAGGUACCGCUGAGGCUGCGAGUGACAGAGAAGAUUAAAAGGAG
Molecule: messenger RNA, 1420 nt
Organism: Pelmatolapia mariae (spotted tilapia)
Lineage: Eukaryota; Metazoa; Chordata; Actinopteri; Cichliformes; Cichlidae
Product: sphingosine 1-phosphate receptor 3
Exons: 2
Coding region: 281-1414 (377 amino acids)
Biological process (GO): regulation of metabolic process; adenylate cyclase-activating G protein-coupled receptor signaling pathway
Cellular component (GO): cytoplasm; plasma membrane
Molecular function (GO): sphingosine-1-phosphate receptor activity
Source: RefSeq, a predicted model, not a curated record